This is a messenger RNA of Scylla paramamosain (green mud crab), 8310 nucleotides long. RefSeq names its product motile sperm domain-containing protein 2-like. The transcript is spliced from 10 exons. The record is from RefSeq and is a predicted model, not a curated record. NCBI's taxonomy places the organism in Eukaryota, Metazoa, Arthropoda, Malacostraca, Decapoda, Portunidae. The coding region runs from base 208 to 1716 and encodes 502 amino acids. Gene Ontology annotation, cellular component: endomembrane system; endoplasmic reticulum-endosome membrane contact site.
GCAGCUGUGAGUUCAGUGAGGGGUGAUUACCGCCACUGCUCCUUGCUGCCGCAUACUGCUGUUUCUCCUGGCGCUGCUGUUGAGGCCUAGCCCCCCCCACCCUCACCCCCCCAUGAUAAGAUAAACAGCGGGGCUUAUCUGUGAAAGCAGCGCAGUGUCUUAUGUGUAGUGGCGAGCUGAACACUGCACAGGACGAGUGACUCCACCAUGUCAGCCAUACCCCCUGAGCCCACCAAAGCAGAGAUUGAUCAGCUCCGUGCCACUGCCAUACAGAAGAUCGAGGCAGGAGGACCGUUUGACCCCCAGGAUGUUCGUCGGAUCCGCUCAGACGACAAGUACAUACGUCGUUUCCUGAUGCACCAUGACAAUGACCAGAAGCUGUCUCUGGAGAUGGUGAUGGACACACUCAAAUGGCGACAUGAGAAUCAGUGCAAUGCCAUCACCAAAGAGUCCAUACCCCAGGAGUUCUUCGACAAAGGUGCUCUAUUCAUCCACAACCGGGACAAGGACGGCUGUAAGAUGCUCAUUUUCUCUGUACGUCUCCACCAGAAGGGGACAUUGGAUAUGGAUCAGCUCAAGCGCUUCCUCAUCUAUUGGCUGGAGCGACUGGAAAGGGAGGAGAAAGGCGAGUGGAUCACCGUGUUCUUCGACAUGUGUGACACGGGAAUGAAGAACAUGGACAUGGAGUUUAUUCAGUACAUGAUUAACCUGUUCAAGAGUUACUACCCAUGGGUGCUCAACUACAUCAUUGUCUUUGAGAUGCCCUGGCUGCUCAAUGCAAUGUGGAAGAUCAUUAAGACCUGGCUGCCUCCCAAGUCCAUCCAGAAGAUCAAGUUUGUGGACAAAAAGUCAGUGGGGGAGUACGUGGCUCCAGACCAGUGCCUGACUGGGUGGGGCGGCACCGACUCCUACCAAUACCACUUUGAGCCUGAGGUGACUUCCUCUCCCUCUGGUGGCACCGUGCCCAACGGCGACAUCACUGACAACCGUAAGGUCCACUUUGCCGAGGGGAGUGCACCAUCCUCACCACUCCGAGGGAAGACUGUGUCGCGGCGGACAACACCUUCAACUGGUGGUGUGUAUGUUGACAUUGACCCCGGCGAGGAGCUUGUGUUUAGCAGCUGCCGCAUCGGUGUUACUGCCAGCAUUGUCCUCACAAACCCCACUGCCAACCCUCUUGCUAUUAAGAUUAAGACCACCUCCCCCGAGAAAUACCGAGUGAAGCCGUCAGUGGGUGUACUGGAGGGUGAGGGCCAGCUGGAGGUCGGGGUGACGGUGGGGGAGCAGCUGGCACCCUCGGCACUGGUGAGAGACAAGUUUCUGGUGAUGGCGGCUCCAGCUCCCUCCCUCGACCUAAGCUCCCAGGAAGUGUCUCAGCUGUUCAAGACUGUCAACAAGGAGGACCUGUUUGAGGCACGGCUGAGGGUAGGGGUGGCAGCGGAGGACACCAACACCUCCUCCCUUGCUUCCCCAGCCACACCCUCUGCAAUGCUGCCCCCUGAACUGAUCUCUAAGCUGGACCAGUUGCUGCAGAGACAGAGCGCCAUGGAGGAUCAGCUCAGAUCUGCACGGCGCAUAGUCUUCCUCCUGCUGGCCAUGCUCAUUGCUGUCCUGGUCUUCCUGGUCAUUGCCACAAACAAUAUGACCUCCACCCUCCUCAUGCACUCCACCGCACUCCACCAGGGGGGCAGGUCAGGUCACAGGGGGGAGUUAUAGCGACCUUGCUGCACCUCACAAGUUUGGUCAGCCUCUGGUGUGUUGCUGAAGUUGUCGCUUCCUUGUCAUGUUCCUUAGGCAGGGUUGGAUAAAGGUAUGUGUAUAUAGGGUGUGAUAUGCACUUUACUUUUCUUCCUUGUCUCCCUUCUUUUUUCUUCUUCUUUCCUCCAUCCUUUCUUUUCAUUGUCUUUCUUUUUGGCCUGUUUCCUUUUUCUUUCUUUCUUUCUUUGCAUUCUAUAAUUUCUUGUUCCUUUCUCUUCUCUUUCCUUCAUUCUUCUAUCCUUUUCUUAUCAUCCCUUUUUCCUUUCUUUCUCUUCCAUUCCCUUUACUUAUUAUGUUUUCUUAUUACCUCUAUCUCUUAUCUUUAUUUAACUUUUUCUUCUCCCUUCUUGUUUUCCUUCCUGGUUCUUCCUCUUUCCCCUGUUUAUCCUAUAUGUUCUAUCAAUUCUUCCUGCCAUUCCUGUUUUCACCACCUCCAUCCCUCCCUCAUCACGUAUUGACUUAAAAGUAUACAAGCGUUAGGCUCAAAUGUUAUGUACUUAACCUCCUUUCUCCACCCUUCCCUGCCUCCCUCCCUCCAUCCAUCCCUCCCUCCCUCCCUCCCUCCCUCCCUCCCUAUUUGAUUUACAUGUAGCAUGAUGUAGAGUGAGUUUUUCUACACACACAUAAUCUACUUAGUGAAUGUUUCCCACCAUAUGUCGUGUGUGUGUGUGUGUGUGUGUGUGUGUGUGUGUGUGUGUGUGUGUGCGCACUGUUGAAAAGACAAAAGGUAGUGUUACACAGAUCUAUUUUUGCAUCAGCUUAGUCUCAGUCUUUUCAUGUGGCUUAGCUCGGGGACUUGUAGCAUUCGAGGUGGCCUUGCCUUGCUAGGUUUUAUUAUUAUUGUUAUUAUCAUUACUUAUGAUGUAUGCAUUUUCAUUUCUAUCAGUUUUUUUUUUUAUUAUUAUUAUUAUUAUUAUUAUUAUUAUUAUUUUCUAUUUAUUUUCUUUUUAUUUAAAUUUUACAUAUGUAGAAAAAGAAGAUAACAUUAGAUUUUAAAAAGAUGUGGGUCUCCCAAACCAGUUGGUGACGUUUGAAAACUUGUCAGAAUAUUUGCUGGGUUUUCUUGCUUUAUUAGUUUUCUCCCUCUUCUUCUUCUUCUUCUUCUUCUUCUUCUUCUUCUUCUUCUUCUUCUUCUUCUUCUUCUUCUUCUUCUUCUUCUUCUUCUUCUUCUUCUUCUUCUUCUUCUUCUUCUUCUUCUUCUUCUUCUUCUUCUUCUUCUUCUUCUUCUUCUUAUUCUUCUUAUUAUUAUUAUUAUUAUUAUUAUUAUUAUCAUCAUUAUCAUUAUUAUUUCUGCCAUAUAGAUUUUAAUUUCACCAUUUCACUAUGUUCUGCUGUGAAAUGUUUCGGAUAACAUGUCAGUGUUUGUUAGCAGCUGUGUGUGCUUCUUUUUUAUCAUUGUUAUUAGUAUUGUAAUUAUUAUUUAUGUAUGAAUUUCAGUCAGUUCAAGUGUUGGGUUGAAAUGCUGGAGACGACAAGUAGCUAUGAGGAAGAGAACAUAUUAAAGUAGUAAGGCAUUUAGAACUUUGUGAGGAGACAUUAGUACAUGUAACACAGCUAGUCAGAUUGUUAGUCAGCAAAUUUGUCUGCUAGUAAAUCAUUUGGUUGGUUCAAUUAAUCAUUAAUUUUGUCAAUCAGUAACCAUGUUUUCCUCUUUGUAAGUUGGUCACUGUUAAGUUGUCAGUUAGGCAGUUUCUCUGUUAGUCAAUCAGUUGGUCCAUUAGUUUCCUAGUCAGUCAGUCAGUCAGUCAGUCAGUUUCUCAAAGUAAAUCAAUGAGAGAACAAAGCCGGACAUGUCUUCAGUUUUGCGUCACUCUCUCAGUUCUUACUUAUUGGACUAACAGUUCUCAUUCUUCUCAUCCUACUCCUCCAUAAUAGAAGCGUGUCCACCAUUGGGACUCAGACAGAUCUCAGCCACGCGGUUCUUCCCUGUGUUCUUUUUGGCUGCAGCACCAACAUCCUCAUUCAUUUCCUCCUCAUGACAAGAUAAUCUGGGAUGAUUUUAACUUUCUCAUCUUGAGUUGCUUCGUCAGUCAAUAUUUCAUCAACAUUUCUUGUAUCUGAUUCUGAUCCCACUUUACAUUUAUUUGUUUGUCUUGUUUAAGUGAUGAAUAUUCUUGAUUUGCUGCCGGGGUUACGCUUUCAUUAAUUGUUCUUAAAUGUAAUUAUCUUUUUUCAUCUUUGAGUGAUAAGUUUUCUAAAUCUCCAUCAUAAAAUUCACAUUUGUUUGUUAUUUUAUAUUCUGAGUAAUUAUGAACCCUGAUUCUUUGUAUUUAUUCAUUAUUUUUUUCACGGAGAAACAUUAAGCCACUCAUUGCGUACACAAGUUAUGCCUACAUGUGUAUGCUUUCCAUGGGGAACAACACUACAUAGGUUCACACAGCUUAUGUCUACAUGUGUACAUUACUCAUCACCAUUUUGGGACGUAGCAAGCUUGAAAUACAUACACGGCAUGAUUAUGUCUACAUGUGCAUAUAUAUUUUUCAGUACUGCACCGAAUACACAUAGCAUGUAUACUAGGUUUGGUAUACACAGGGUAUAUUGAUAUGUGCGCUUCUUCCAUUACGUACAUACAUACAGUGAAGAGUAGUGCUAUUUUGUAUUCCAUAUAUGUGUGUCUGUGUCACGUUGGUUUGAUAUACGACAACACACUUCAUUCAGUUAGAUAGUCAGGCAGGCAGGCAGGCAGGAAGAUGGUCAGUCAGGUGGUCAAAGAGUCAGACAGGCAGUUAGCAAGGAAGAAGAGUAGGUAGGUAGACAGAUAGGCAGGCAGUUAGUUAGUCAAUCAGUCAUUUAGUGAGUAAGUCAAGCAAGCAUUUAGUCAGUCAAUGAGGUAAGUAUUUAUCUCGCUAGGGAGUCAGUUAAGUAGGCUGUCAGUAAUACAUCCAGUCAGUCAGCUAUUCAGUUAGGUAGACACUUAUUCAGUCAGUCAGGGAGAAUACAUUACCAUUAAGUCUAUAAGUGAGUAACAGCAGUGUGUGAUAGAAUGGAAUUGUGAUUGGAAGUUCCUUUAUGGUGAUCUCUCUAUUGUAUGAUGCUACUUACCUGCUUCUUCCACCACCACCACCACCACCACCAUCACUACAACUACUACUAUUACCACCACCAUCACCAUCACACUUUUCCUGAGUGUUUAACUAAGGAGGAAGACAAGUAAACUAUUAUAAAGACAAAAAACUGUGUGCUUGCAUAUUAUAUAUUUAGGUGUGUGUGUGUGUGUGUGUGUGUGUGUGUGUGUGCAUUUAUAUGUGGCAUUAGCAAGGCCAGUAGCAGACAUAUAUGUGUGAUAAAUGUGUAACAUUUAUUCCUAACAAUAUAUAAAGAAUGGGGGAGUUGAUAUGUUGGAAGUUAUGUUUGGGGAAAUUUUAAAGCAUAUGUGAAUGUCAGAAUUUGUUAACACUUAUGCAGUAUAUGUCUACUUUUUUUUUGUACAUAAAUACAUACAUACAUUAUAUAUAUAUAAAUAUUGGAUGUGAUAUCAAGAACAGAGGAUUAGAUAUGGUGCAUUAUUUAUGUGAGAGAGAGAGAGAGAGAGAGAGAGAGAGAGAGAGAGAGAGAGAGAGAGAGAGAGAGAGAGAGGGGUGCUAUUUUAAAGUGAUAUACUCCGACCAGGGGAAUAUAUACUUAAGUACUUCUCCGUAUAUACAUAUAUAUUUAGGAACCAAUGCAUUUGGUCUAUGGCAUUUAUUAAUGUAAUAUUAUCCUACAAGUAAAUAAGCUUUCUGUACAACCAGAUGUGUGUGUGUGUGUGUGUGUGUGUGUGUGUGUGUGUGUGUGUGUGUGUGUGUGUGUGUGUGUGUGUGUGUGUGUGUGAUUUUUUACCUUCAUACUAUGUCAUCCUAGAAGUCUUUGGCACCUGUGACCUGCCUGACCUUGAUUAUGUAGAGUUUGAUUACAUGAACUUCCCUGCAAGCUACUUUCUUUAUACUGUGAUACCAGGGCAUUAGUGUGUGUGUGUGUGUGUGUGUGUGUGUGUGUUCAGUUUCAGCACAAUAUAUGUUUUGCUUGUUAUUUGUCAUGUAAUGCUUCUUCCAGAUCUGUCAAGUAGGGGUGUUUGUGAUGGCUGUGAAAACCAAGUACAGCUGUGAGGUGCAAUAUUGACACCAAGGAAUCUUAAAACAUUUUGGUGUCUUAACUUGUCUUUAAGUUAUCAGGGUUUUCAUGAUUCUAAUAAUAAUUUAACAGGGAUUUUGUUUUGUCAUUGGGAAAAACAAGCUAUAUUGGAAGUUGUUGUUUUCAAGUGUUUAUGAUUAUAGUAAUAAUUUAAAAAGCAUUUUGUUUUAUCAGUGGGAGAAAAAUAAGCUGUUGUGAAAGUCAUUAUUGUUUUCAAGAGUGUUUUUGUGAUUUUAGUAAUAAUCUAACUAGUAGUCUUCAUCAUCAGUAAAAAAAAACAUGCAGGAGAACUUAACUUUGAAAAUAGUUUUGAUGAAAGAACAAAACAUUUCAAAUUCUGGUUCUGACACACAGAUAUGUUCGCUACAACUGAAAACUCCAUCCAAGACGAUUCCAUCACAAAAAUUUCCUCAAAAAUAUUUCCGACAGAGCAAUUUCUUGCAAUGUGGUGUAAUUGAUCCUAUGUGAACUGUUAAGGGUGGAGUGUUGGUGUGGAAAAUUUAUCUGAAGAAAGUUAAAGUAUGUAAUUGCUAUGUAUCUGAUACCAAGCUCUCUUAAAAGACAUGCUCAACUUAUUUUGUAAGUUUGAUAGAAAAUAUUUGACUUUUUUUUGUAUAGUUUGAUUCCAGAUAAUGUUUGAUUCUCAACAUUGUGUAUUCACAUUUAGAAAAUUCUUACAUUCAUUAGUGACUUACUUCACUAUUUGCAGGGGAAAGCAGCCAGUGUGAAUGUAGAUACUUGACUUUAUAGAUGGACAAGGCUGCAGGUGCUGUGUAAUUCCCAACUCUUCACAUUACAGGGGACCAGAACUCUAUUACCUCCAGCCACCACUAACUUAUCCACUGUGUUAAAUGUUCAAGUGUAAGGUAUUGCUUAACUUAAAGCUUUCAUGUAAGUUUGACUGCAGAUACUGUUCAACUGUCAACGCCACACACAUGACGAAUGGCUCUUAGAAACUAUUACUUACAAAGUAACUUACGGCACCAUAUAAAGGAAAGUGUAAGGUCCGUACAUAAAGCUUCAUCGCUGUAGGUCCUAAGUAAAGUUUGAGUCUUCCUAGAGGAGACAAGUGAACCUCUCAGACACUUCUAAAAAUGUGCAUACUUCUGAUCUGUAAACCUGCUUUCCAUUCAUUUGUGUAAUGUGGGCAUGUGAGGGUUUGCUGCCUGCUCCCUGGGACUGUAUGUCGUGGGAGUCAGGAAAGAGGAUGGAAUGCUCAGCCUACAUUUUUCAGUUAUAAUUCUUGGCAUAGUUAGCCAUCGCUCCAUGUAUUAGGUUGAGAUUUCAUUCAGAAGCAACAGAAACAAGAUGCCACACUUUGUCUCAUUGUAGAAACAGGAAACAGUCCCCUUAUUAACUCCCUAUUCUCUGCAUAAAAUAAAAGCACAAUUGGUAAUAGUUACUUAUAUAUAUAUAUAUAUAUAUAUAUAUAUAUAUAUAUAUAUAUAUAUAUAUAUAUAUAUAUAUAUAUAUAUAUAUAUAUAUAUAUAUAUAUAUAUAUAUAUAUCAUAUGAUGAGGGUAGUUUGCACUGUAAUGGCCAAGUCUUGAAACUGACAGUGUAGUGUAGCAAGUAUUUACAAGGGACUCAAACUUGUCACUCAAAAUGCUGCAAGUGUGAUUCUUUUCCACAUCUUGACCUGACCUAAUCUUGUUAUGCCAGUCUCCUCCGCUGCAUCAAGACAGCAUCUCAAUAUUUCUUGUGGGUAAGCAGUGCAAGCUUGAAUGUUGAGAGAGGUGUGGCAGUAAUGACAAAAGACAGUAGGGAUCAGGACUCACUUGAGCAGGGAUGUGUGCCAGCAGACAAAUGCACAGCAUUAUAGUAUGCUACUUUCACCCCCUCUGUGUUAGCACCACCUCAAUCUGAAAUCCUCUGCUGUGAAUCUGCCUGUAAUCUGGUUUUGUAAGAUCACCAGCAGAUAAAAAAAAAAAAAAAAAAAAUCGAGGGAAGAAUGCCAAACAAUGUGAGUGAGUGUGGCAUGUCAUGUACUCUAGUUCUUGCCACAAGUGUACCUCCCCUGCAGUUCCAUCUUUCCUUUAGGGUGUUCAGUCCUUCCUGCAGGUGUGAUGCCCUAGUCAGGUGCAGUACAAAGGUGUAUCAUGUACAUGUGUAUGCAUGUGUGUGUGUGUGUGUACAUGCGCCAAGGUGUACAUGCUUAUGAAUUCUGUGCACAUACCCUUAUAGUCUCAUGGAUGUGCACCAGUUUAUGUACACACAAACCCUGUUAUGAAGUACACUGCUGUGUGUAUUCUGUGAUUACUAGAUGUAUGUGCGUGUGUGUGUACAUUCAGGGUGACAUGUCGGAAGUCCGUGUCUUUCUGCAGGAGACUGUUAUAAUUGUCUUGCCGUUACUUUAGUUUUGGGCAUCAUGGUGUUUUCAAGGCCAUGUGUAGUCCUUGUAUGGAUUCAUGACAAAUUAGGAAAAAUAAAUAUAUUCCUGUGA